Molecule: messenger RNA, 3004 nt
Organism: Dioscorea cayenensis subsp. rotundata (Guinea yam)
Lineage: Eukaryota; Viridiplantae; Streptophyta; Magnoliopsida; Dioscoreales; Dioscoreaceae
Product: disease resistance protein RPP8-like
Exons: 4
Coding region: 81-2630 (849 amino acids)
Biological process (GO): defense response to other organism
Molecular function (GO): ADP binding
Source: RefSeq, a predicted model, not a curated record
UCUCCUGCUCUCCUCCCUUCAUAAAUUUAUCCGCAGCUUUCUUGUAGUAGUAGCAGGAGAAGAAGGACAGGAACAAAUCAAUGGCUGAGGCUGCAGUGGGUUUUGUAGCUGGGAAACUUGGUAACCUGUUAUCUCAAGAAGCCAUAAAUUUGUAUGGAGUAAGAGGCGAAAUGGAGUGGUUGCAACGAGAACUGGGGAGAAUGCAGUGCUUCUUAAAAGAUGCAGAUGCAAAGAAGAACAAGGGUGAUGAUGAAAGGGUCAAGCACUGGGUCACAGAGAUGAGAGACCUUGCUUUUGAUGCUGAGGACGCUAUUGACACUUUCAUGUAUUACAAGCUCCGAAGAAAACAUCCUGGUAGCAUGGGUUUCAUGAAGAGGUUUGUAUUUAUAUUUCAUGAAUUGGUGAGUAGACACAAGGUUCAUGUGGAUGUUGAAGGGAUAAAAACUAAGUUGCAGGAGCUAUCUCGAAGUAGAGAAGUAUAUGGCAUUUCUAAUAUAGGUGAAACAAUUGGCAUAACUAGUCAGUCUAGAAGUCAAAAUGUGAUCCCUAUAUUGCCCCAACUGAGUGAUGACAUUGAUAUGGUUGGCUUUGAUGAUGAGAAGAAAAAGAUUGUGCAUGAGUUGGUUGACAUAAACAACGCAAAUCGGUCAGUGAUCUCUAUUGUGGGUAUGGGUGGUCUGGGAAAGACCACACUUGCUAAAUCUAUUUAUAAUGAUCUUGAAAUCAAGAGAAGUUUUGAUAUAUUUGCAUGGGUAAUCAUAUCUCAACAAUAUACCAUCCUUGAGAUUUUGAAGGAAAUCUUGUCAAAAAAGUCAGAAACUUCACCAGAAGAUACAAUCCAAACCCUCUCAAUAAAAGUUAUUGAAAAAUUAAAGAAAGGCAAGUACUUAGUUGUUCUUGAUGAUGUUUGGAAAGAAGAUGCAUGGACUGAAUUUCUAAAGGUCUUUCCAGAUGUUAAUAAUGGAAGCAGAGUUAUUAUCACCACUCGCUUCACAAAUGUUGCUAAGAUUGCAAAUCCUACCACCAAACCACAUGAAUUGCGUUGCUUAGAUGAAAAGGAGAGUCAGGAGUUAUUUCUUCGCAAGGUAUUCCGAAGACAAGAUAUUGAAACAUGUUGCCCGAUAAAUUUGGUUGAGUGUGCUCAUCAACUUGUUGAGAGGUGCGGGGGUCUACCACUAGCACUAGUAGUUCUUGGAGGACUCCUCUCAACCAAACCACAAACCAAAGAUGCAUGGAAGAAGGUUAUCGAGAACAUGAAAGGGCCAUUUGUGGAAGGUGGAGAAAAGUGUUUAGAAAUACUUUCAUUGAGUUAUAAUGAUUUGCCAUAUUACUUGAAAUCGUGUUUUCUUUUCUUUGGUUGCUUCAAAGAGGAUGAGGAAAUUCCUGCAAAAACAAUAAUUAGAUUGUGGUCAGCAGAAGAUUUUUUACCCAAAAAAAAUGGUAAAACCAUGGAAGAAUUUGGAUUUAAUUAUAUGGAGGAAUUGGCACAACGAUGUUUGAUCCAAGUUACCAAGGAGAGAUAUGAUGAUAGCGCAAAGUAUUGUCGAAUCCAUGAUCUUUUGCGUGACAUGUGCAUUUUAGAAGCCAAAGAGAACAGAUUUCUUGAAAUUUACCAAAAUGACACUGCAGAUUGUGCAGCCCGACGAUUGAUCAUAUUUAAUGAGAUUGAGACUCUAAACUAUUCUAACUCAAAGUUACGGGGUCUAUUCUACAGCCAUGGAGAUAUUUUUAAUCCUCCGGAUUUCAAAGCUUUGAAUGGACAGCUUGGCAGAUUUAAAUUAUUAAGAGUGCUUUGUUUGCGUGUUAAGGGUAUCUCAAAAUUUCCAAGUGAAAUCAAAUCAUUAAUUCAUUUAAGAUAUCUCCAUACUACCAAUAUAAAGAAAGUUCCAUCAUGGAUUGGUCAUCUCUGCAAUCUCCAGACUUUUAUUCUACAUUGUCUAGAUUUUGAAAAGAUAUCAGAUUCACUCUGGACAAUUGGCAAUCUCAGGCAUGUCCAACUACCAAGAUCACUGGCUGAUCCAAAUAUGGGAAAUAAUGUACCAAAGAAUUUGCAGACUUUAGAAGGGGUAAAUGCUGGAUCAUGGAUAGGGAAUGCACUUCCAAAGCUCACAAACCUAUGCGAAUUAAGCAUUAAUAAAGUCUCUAAUGAUCAAGCUGAUGCCCUAUCUUCAUCACUCCAUAAAUUGGGUCGUCUUGCCUCCUUUUCUAUACGUGGAAUUGAAAUUCCUACGGACAUCAUUACAGCCUUUUCCAAUCAACACUGCCUCAAGAAAUUGGAUCUCUGUGGAAGUUUGAACCCCAAACAGCUUCCACACAAUGAUGUAUUUCCUCAACAACUAGUGGAACUAUAUUUGGAACAUUCUAAAUUGGAGCAAGACCCAAUGGCAACACUAGGGAAGCUGCCAUGUCUCAAAUAUCUACAACUCGGGUGUGAUGCAUAUAUAGGCAAACAGAUGAUAUGUUCGGCAACAGGUUUCCCUCAACUAUUAUCCUUGGAGUUUUCGUGUCUUAAUGAACUUGAGGAGUGGAAGAUAGAGGAGAAGGCAAUGUCAUGCCUCAAGUCUUUGUGGAUCAGCAGAUGUGGAAGAUUGAAGAUGAUUCCAGAAGGACUGAAAGAAUGUGCCACUUGAUCAAUUGAUAUUAUUUCUUAUGCCUGAAGAAUUCGUGACUAGGAUUAAGGAGAAUACAGGAGAAGACUGGUACAAGAUGCAACAUCUGCCCAAUUAUUUGCAUAUGCAGCGACGCAGUGGAUAAUAUGUUCAAUUGUUAGCUGCCUUCAAAAGGGCUGCGUGAGUGAGGAGUGCUUUUGAACUUCAAAGGAGCUCCAUAUUAAGUCAGCAAGCAAGGAAUCAUGCAUUUAGUUUCUUGUAUAUGAACUCUUCUUCAAUUGAUGUAUGUGUGGAUGUCUGUGAUUUUAUUUAUGUAAUUUUGUAUGGGUUUGAUACUCUGUACAUUUUAUAUCUAUUUAAAUGUCUGACAAUGCAUUCCGCUAUUAUUAUUAUUA